Messenger RNA from Malania oleifera, 1544 nucleotides. Its product is annotated as probable magnesium transporter NIPA9. Gene Ontology annotation, cellular component: membrane. The record is from RefSeq and is a predicted model, not a curated record. The coding region runs from base 186 to 1220 and encodes 344 amino acids. Gene Ontology annotation, biological process: magnesium ion transport. Gene Ontology annotation, molecular function: magnesium ion transmembrane transporter activity. The transcript has 9 exons. NCBI's taxonomy places the organism in Eukaryota, Viridiplantae, Streptophyta, Magnoliopsida, Santalales, Ximeniaceae.
AGGCUUUAGGACAUCAUUCAUUAAGGCUUAAGCGGCCUUUAAUGUUGUCGCACCGUGGGUGGGGAAUGGUAAGCGAGUCCUGCAUCUGUUCAUCGCCCCAAAGAUCAUGAUAUAUAGCUAGACGUGAGAACAAUUCAAACCCACCAUUAAUUUUCUGGAGAUCGAGAGAGAGGAAAAAAGAGAUCAUGUGGGAAUCGGUCUGCCUGACGUUGGCAGCCACCGCCGGCAAUAACAUCGGCAAAGUUCUUCAGAAGAAAGGCACCGUCAUUCUCCCUCCACUCUCUUUCAAGUUAAAGGUAAUACGAGCCUAUGCUUUCAAUAAAGCUUGGAUAAUAGGUUUUUUAAUGGAUAUAUUUGGUGCCUUGUUGAUGUUGAGGGCAUUAUCACAAGCUCCUGUAUCUAUCAUCCAGCCAGUUUCUGGCUGUGGACUUGCUAUUUUGUCUAUCUUCUCCCAUUUUUAUCUAAAGGAAACCAUGAAUGUCAUUGACUGGAUAGGGAUUGCUAUGGCGGGUAUUGGCACCAUAGGAGUUGGUGCUGGAGGGGAGGAGCAAAAGGCUUCCUCUAUAUCCAUUUUCCAAUUACCUUGGCUGGCAUUUGUUGUUGUCAUCUUGUUUGUACUCCUUAAUGGAUGGCUGCGUAUCUACAAACGCCAAAGAAGGGAACAGGAGAUGAUGCAAUCUGAAGUUGUUGAGGAAAUCAUAUAUGGGUUGGAAUCUGGCAUCUUGUUUGGGAUGGCAUCGGUAAUAUCGAAGAUGGGAUUUGUAUUCUUGGAGCAAGGUUUCUCCAAGAUGCUGGUUCCUAUAUGCAUUUCAAUUAGUAUAUGCUGUAGUGGUACAGGAUUUGUGUACCAGACACGAGGUUUAAAGCAUGGGAGGGCUAUUGUAGUAUCCACAUGUGCUGCUGUGGCAUCAAUCGUGACUGGUGUACUUGCAGGCAUGCUUGCUCUAGGCGAACGUUUGCCUACUGCCCCAGCUGCUCGUCUUUCCCUUUUGCUUGGAUGGCUACUUAUCAUGAUUGGGGUGAUCCUCCUAGUAAGUUCAACGCGUGUAGUGCGCAGCCUUCCAUGGCCGUUAAGGCGUUUUGUACGAAAUCGGGCCGAUAGGAGUUUAAGCCUGAGGCGCUCUGGGUCUCUUCGUGUUAGGGAUUCAAAUCCAAGUGCUGUUAUCCAGGCAUCGACAUUGCAUCACUUGAUAACUUCUCCUGCUAAAGAGAAGGCUUGAAUUGAAAUUUUUUAAAAAUAAUGGUGCUGCAGUUCACAUAUAUUGAAAUUUUGUUGACAUGGAGGAGCAAUUAAGUGGGCGUUCUGAGCUGGAGUGUACAGUAGGUUUAUUCCAUUCCUUCCAUUAUGACAUCUUUUUUACUCCUUUACAUAUUUGAAAUCAUUUGAACUCAACAUUGAAGAGGAUAAUCUUGGUUAGUUUUGAAUUUGAAUCAUAUCGAUUUUUUCAUGAUGUAUUUUGUUAUGAUUCCCAAGUUCUUGCUCAUAAUGAUGCAGCAAAACAGGCUUGCUUUUGUUUGGGGAAACACGUAUUAGUGUUCAAGUU